This is a messenger RNA of Exophiala bonariae, 984 nucleotides long. RefSeq lists its product as uncharacterized. NCBI's taxonomy places the organism in Eukaryota, Fungi, Ascomycota, Eurotiomycetes, Chaetothyriales, Herpotrichiellaceae. The record is from RefSeq and is a predicted model, not a curated record. The coding region runs from base 1 to 984 and encodes 327 amino acids. The transcript has 3 exons. Gene Ontology annotation, molecular function: lipase activity.
AUGUUCACAGAAACGGAAGAGAAGAUAUACGCAGAGCCGUGGAAAGAGUUCUGCAAAGAAAUUGCUCAAGUUCCUCGGCUUCACGGCCCAACCUCGAACCUCAUCUCUAGCUGGGACUCCCUCGUUGUCGUACUCACCUCAACACUCACCUUCCCCAGUUCCGAUACCAGUGUCACAACAACGGAUGUUUCUCCCUCACCAAACUACAAGCUCCGCAUCUACCGCCCUCUCAGUGCAACUGGCAAGGAGAAACUAGCACUCUACAUUCACGGUGGCGGCUGGGUCCUCGGUUCCAUCGAUCAGGAAGACGCCAUCGCUCGCAAUAUUGCCAAAUCCAAUAACCUUGUCGUCAUAAGCGUUGGGUAUCGUCUCGCGCCGGCGCAUAAAUGGCCAGCGGCACAUGAGGACUGUGCCGAGGCAGCGAAAUAUGCUCUUUCUCAUGCCUCUGAACUUGGCGCUGAUCCCGAGGCGGGCAUUCUCAUUGUGGGAUCCUCUGCUGGUGGGGGAAUGGCGUUCUCAACUGCACUGAGACUGAUUGACGAUGGUCUAGGAGCCAAGGUCAACGGGGUAGUAAGUAUGGCGCCCGUGACGGUGCAUCCAGACGCUAUUCCGGAGGAGCUGAGGGAAAGAUAUACGAGUUAUGAGGAACAUGCUGAGCAUACUGUUAACACUAAGGACGCCAUGAUGGCUUUCUUUGCUGCCUAUGCUACCUCCGCCACAGACCCCUACUUCUCGCCGUUGCUGCACCCAAAACUGAAGGCAUUGCCACGGACAUACAUUACCGAGAGCGGUACAGACACGCUACGAGACGAUGCGAGAUUAAUGAAGGAGAAGCUGGAGGCAGAGGGUGUGCAAGUAAGGUACGAUGCAUAUGAAGGGUAUCCACAUUACAGUUGGACCUUUCCAAGUCAGCAUCUCGCAGCGCACAUUAAUGAGUUCUUUGGGAACAUGGCUGAGGGUGUCAAGUGGUGCUUGGCUGGGUAA